AUGAGAACCUCAACCUUGAUCAUGGCGCUUUUGGUGGCUGCCUUGUGUGGCUUCGCGAUCCAGACCGCUGAACCUCCACCAUACUAUGGUAUUGGUAUCUUCGCCAACUUUUCGGUCCAGAUCAGCAGCACAAGCAAUGACUUCUUCGCCACCUUGCCCACCAGGUCUCUGACUCUGGCUACUGCUGCGCCUCCACCUACUUUGUCUGCUGUUGGCUUGCCUUCGACUCUGUCCACCCAUGCCUUGCCACCAGCAAUGCCUCCGGUGUUUGGUCCUCCAAGCGAAUUUACCAUCACUGUUGCAGCCACCAAUGUCAGUACCACGGCGACCAUGCAGAGCAGCAGCAAUACCACUACGGACACGCUCUCGAGCUCGUCGUUCCAGUCGUCCUCGCCCUCGGUCUCUCCCGUCGUGCCUGUCCCUGUGACCACAAUCACGGUUUCUCCUCUGCCCCUGCCCGCAUCUCCAAGCGCCACACCUACCGGCAAUACUUACACCUCGGCAAGCGAAACCACAAGCGAUCGCGGAGUGACUGCUACAAUCCCGACUCCUCUUGCCACAGCAUCAUCCAACAGCACCACCGGGUCUGCGGCCGGGAAGCCCCGCAAGGGGCUUAGCGGCGCCAAGAAAAUCACUGCAAUCGUCGUGCCCAUCAUGGGCCUGUUGCUUGUUUGCCUUGCCGCUUUCCUGGGAUACUGGCUGAGGACCCGUCGCCUGGAACGCCAGCGGGCCGACCGCCUGGAGCAGCGGGCCCGCUGGUUCCGACAAGACCACAACGACUGGAUCCGAGCGCGGAUGAGCUCGUUCGACGACAGCAGGACUGGGUUGAUUUCUUCGGGCGGCCGGUACCCGUUCGCGACGACCGUGACGCCGACUCCGAGCAGCUCUGACACGAUUUGUCGCCCGAGAACGCGCCCUAGGCAGUUCUCGGGUUCGACAGUCGUCGACGAGGUCAACUGCCCGGAGGAGGCGGCGGUCGUCGGCGAUCUGGUGGUUCGUCGACGCGGCGGCGUCGAGAAUCUGCGCGGGUAG
Molecule: messenger RNA, 1032 nt
Organism: Fonsecaea multimorphosa CBS 102226
Lineage: Eukaryota; Fungi; Ascomycota; Eurotiomycetes; Chaetothyriales; Herpotrichiellaceae
Exons: 1
Coding region: 1-1032 (343 amino acids)
Source: RefSeq, a predicted model, not a curated record